GUAUGGAUCCAGAGGAGGGCUGAGGAGGUGUAGUCUUCAUAAGAUCUGUCCCUGUGGGAACUUACACAUUUACCGCUGGCUGGAGCUCAUUGAGCUUUAUCAUUUUUUUUGACGGGAGUAUUUUUUCUUUUUGGAGGUAAGCUGAAUCACAGGGUUGUACGACUGGGACAUCUCUUACAUGUACCUCGUCACCCAGCUGAUGACAGAUAGUCUUGGACCUUGGAUGCAAAGGCAAGCGGCGAUGCGUCGGCACCGCUGUUAACUCUUUGGACACAAACUGAGCUGAAAGCUUGUUUUUUUUUUUUUGUUUGUUUGUUUGCUGGUUGCUAUCUUCAAGAAGGGCAGAGGAAAUCUGAAAUCCACGAUAAUGAAGCUGAAACCGAACCAGACCAGGACGUACGACGGAGAGGGUUUUAAGAAAAGAGCGGCGUGUCUGUGCUUCAAGAAUGAACGGGAGGAGGAGGUUCUGCUGGUCAGCAGCAGUCGGCACCCGGAUCAGUGGAUCGUUCCUGGAGGAGGGAUGGAGCCCGAGGAGGAGCCGUGGGGCGCCGCGGUGCGAGAAGUCUUCGAGGAGGCCGGCGUGAAGGGCAAACUGGGACGCCUGCUCGGUGUGUUCGAGCAAAACCAGGACCGGAAGCACCGGACGUACGUUUAUGUUUUGACUGUGACGGAGACGCUGGAGGCCUGGGAGGACUCGGUUAACAUAGGCCGGAAGCGGGAGUGGUUCACCGUGGACGAGGCCAUCAAAGUGCUGCAGAGCCACAAACCGGUUCACGCCGAGUACCUGCGGAGACUCCAGCUCAGCUGCUCCCCCACCAACGGGAACUCCAUCCUCCCGAGCCCGCCUCCGAACGACAACUACCCUCACUACGGCACCACCACCGGAGCCCCCUCGACAGGCGGCAUGCUGGGCUCCUCCUGCAGAUAGGACCUCACCGCGCCGCCACCGCCUCGCCUCGCCUGUCCCGGCUUGGACAGUUUACAGAAAGUCUGUACAGUCGCUUGCAUGAAAUCUAAAAGACUUCUCGGAGCCUCGGCUCGCCUGUAUUUAUUAUUUCUUCCCCUUCGCUUCGAGACUGACCAAAGCUGCUGGCAGGACUGUGAUGAAAGACUGAAACGUCUCUUCUGCUGGCAAGAUUCAGACUGCAGCGUUGGGGAGGGGGAAAAAAAAAAAAACAAGGAUGCUGGACACUGCUGGUGUGAAGGAACUUUAAUUAUGGGAUGCCUUAUUGAAACUUUGUACGAAUGUUUUAAUUCACUAACCGUCGCGGUUACCUUUUUAGCGGCGACUUGCGGGCUGUGGGAGGGGAAAAAAAACUAAAGAGUAGCUGGCUCCAUCAGCACAUCGGUGUGCAGAAUGUUUCCAUGGUAAUGUCAUCAACACACGAUGGUAACGGUAAAUAUAUUACACAUGAAUAUUUAUUAAAAAGAAAACACCUUCAAGUUCACAAAUCCCUUUGUUCCACUUUGUGUAAACUUUUUCUUUCUUUUUUUUUCAGAUGCAUAAUAUAAAGAUAAAUUAGCUAUUAAAUCUGCUUUCCUGCGUUGCUUUUCAAACAUAAAUUAAAUUUAAAAUGUAGUUUUGGGAAAAAAAUCUUAAGUUUUCAAUACGUUCUACCUCAGCAAACUUAAACUGGAUACGACUGUCCUGUUCGGUAACCUCUUCUGACGCAAUGCUACUAAUUAAAAUUCAGCCUGCAGCGUUACCUAACUAAUGUGUACACACCAUCUUCUGUCUGAAGUGUUAAAUCGAGCAGACUGCAACUCUGGUUUUAUCCUAGACUGAAUUGAUGUUCCUGUAUGAUACUAAAUUGGAGAUGCACUGAUCAGUUGGCCAGAGAUCAAAAUUAGACUCUAUUUUUGAUUUCUUCAGUGUUGCUGAUCUGUGGUGAAAUACCAAAAUAUCAGACUUUUGCAUCAAAUGCAUCAAAACUAAUUAUUUGUUAGGUAAGCACACCACUAGGAUUUCAUUUAGUUAUUUUUUUAUUUUCUAAGUUUGUUCCUUGUUGCAUUUUCUCUUUUUUUGAAAGAAUCUGAAUUUCUUAAAAAUACAUAUAUUACUAGUUGUCUACUUAAAUAACACUUUUGUAUUUGCGUCAAAUACUGAGAUUCUGCUCAAGAUUCAAAAACUGUCAUUUCACAACUUUGCUUUUUUUUUUUUUGCUUGCCUUUUGAUUUAAACAGGGUAAUCAACGCAUUUUUUUUUAAACAAACAAAAUUAAUCAGAAAUAACAAAUUGUCCAUUAAGGAAUCUUUAUUUACUGUUGAGUAAUUGAGUUUGCAUUUGACAAAUGGAGAUGUUGUAUAGAUUGUAAAACGAGCCUGACCUAAAUUAGAUCAGGAUGCCAGAAAAGCUGUGAAAUUUCCCUUUACCUCCCCGAGAGGAGAUUCGGAGGCCAACUUGGCUAGUUUAUUGUUGCUGUUAGGAAGCGUGAGGCAUGUUUGUUUUAUUCCUUUUAAUUAAAAGAAAAUCUGCAUCUGUAGUGGCCAGGAAAUGUCUGAUCGGUGCAUCUCUAUAUGAAACAGGAGGAAUUGUAUGAAAUAUCUUUAGCGUGUUUGUUUGCUCUUUCAAUGUUUUUCCUCAUACUUCAGAGCAGUGAUUGAGUAAAAAAGAUGGAUCUUCCUGUAUUUGAUGACUGACUUUUUUUCAAAAUAUCAUUAGUUUCUCACAAAAAGAAAAAAAAAUACUUAAAAAUGAAAGAAAAUACUCGUUUUAAUUUGGUCUGAGAAAAACUCGCCAAAUGCUAACCCUCACAAACAUAACAUUGUUUGUCACCAUGGCUUUUUUUUGUUCGUUUCUGGUGUCAUUCUUGUCUAAAAUAUAUAUAUUUUUUUAACCCAAUAAUACCAUUACUUAAGAUUAUUUGGCAGCGAUUACACUGUAAAACUUUGAGAGAAUCAAUCCAAACUUUGUGGAGAAACGGAAGAGAAAGUUAAUUUCAGUUCAGUUUAUUUCACAAUUAGUAGAAUCAAAGUUGGAGGAGUCUUCCUCCAGCGGUUUGGGGUAAAUGGAAAUUUACUACCCCUCAGCCAGGAUGUUUUUGGGAGUCAGCAUAUACAAUAAUCGCGUGUUAUUCUGGUAAAAGCAUUGGAAAUGGAGGGGAGGAGCAAUUGUCCUGGAAAGGUUCCUGCUCAAAACCCACCAAUAGUUUGUGAAAAUGCUUUCACAAUGUCAAAUCCAGAUUUAUUAUGAAUUUUCUGCAACAUGUAAAUUGUACACCGAUCGAAAAUCGAAAGAGGAAACAUAACCUGUAUGAAAAUCGCCUCCCUACCUUUCGCGUCGACGGCUGAAUGAACGCUCGAUGUGUGUAAAUAACUUCAAGAGGCGUUGUAAAAUGUGUUUUUAACCUGUACCUCUUUAAUAUUUUCUAUAUUUUUAAAAUGAUGCACAAACAGCACGUGUUCAGUGUGGGAGGUGUUUAUGAUGUGAAGGCAUUGGAAAAGGAGAAUGUUGUCUCAUUCGUAAGAAAACAAGGUUAUUUUUAAUUUGAGGACUUCUUUGAUUUUAUUUGAUUUUUAUUUUUUCAUUCACUCACUGAAGCAGCAUACAAUAGGAAGUCCCAUCUUAUGUUGAGGCUAAAAUGAUUGUUUUUAAGAUUAAAAAAUGUAGAAUUUUUUUUUUGUUUUUUUGGAGAAAUUUCAAAAACAUCAGAUUUAUAUAUAUAUAUAUAUAUAUAUAUUUUUUUUUUUCACUUUUGGUCUACAACCAGAAAUGUGUUUAUGCGUUUCCAACACUGGCAGACCAAACCGUUUAAUACGGUUAACUUUGGACUUGUUUUCCAGAUUUUUUUCUUUCUUUUAUGAUCACUUUGUUAUGUUUUCAUCACAUAAUCUUUUCUUUGUAAACAUCACCCAGGUCGUCUGAGCUGUCGUAAAGCUUCGGCUUCACCUACUGCUGUUUGUCUGUCCGCGCGGGUGUGUGUAUGUGUGUGUGUACAUAUUUAUUACAAGGGGUGAAUUUAAAAUUAAUUGUGCCAAAUGUCAAAAUUUGUGCUAUACUAGGACAAAAAAAAUCUAUAUGUCGAAAAUUAGAUAAGGUCUAAUCAUGAUGAGUUUCUACAAAGUAUUUAAAAUGUUUUAUGAAGGUUUAUUUCUUAAAGACCAAUUUUUUUUUACAUACAUAUAUCUAUAGCUUUUUAAGGCUGUAUUCUUCACCAUCUGAUUGGUGGUUUAAUUCUGCCUGAAACGAGUCGGCUGCGUGCGCGGAAACGCAGGUUGAAUGUUUAAAGUCUUAGCCAGUUUCCAUCUGGUCUUAUUCUCCUGUCGAAAAGCUUUUAAUCAAGACAAAUGAAAGUGUUCUUACUGUUUAUCAUGAUGUUUUGUGAAGCUCAAUGUGAAAGGGACCUGGGCUGGAAGGAAGAGAUUACAUUAAAGGAAGAACAAUUUGA
Messenger RNA from Poecilia reticulata (guppy), 4388 nucleotides. It is a transcript of the gene nudt4b, whose product is annotated as nudix (nucleoside diphosphate linked moiety X)-type motif 4b. Lineage: Eukaryota; Metazoa; Chordata; Actinopteri; Cyprinodontiformes; Poeciliidae. Gene Ontology annotation, molecular function: bis(5'-adenosyl)-hexaphosphatase activity; bis(5'-adenosyl)-pentaphosphatase activity; endopolyphosphatase activity. The record is from RefSeq and is a predicted model, not a curated record. Gene Ontology annotation, biological process: diadenosine hexaphosphate catabolic process; diphosphoinositol polyphosphate metabolic process; adenosine 5'-(hexahydrogen pentaphosphate) catabolic process. Gene Ontology annotation, cellular component: cytoplasm; nucleus.